Messenger RNA from Sycon ciliatum, 2804 nucleotides. RefSeq names its product tuftelin-interacting protein 11-like. The record is from RefSeq and is a predicted model, not a curated record. Gene Ontology annotation, cellular component: U2-type post-mRNA release spliceosomal complex. The transcript has 17 exons. Gene Ontology annotation, molecular function: nucleic acid binding. The coding region runs from base 141 to 2666 and encodes 841 amino acids. NCBI's taxonomy places the organism in Eukaryota, Metazoa, Porifera, Calcarea, Leucosolenida, Sycettidae. Gene Ontology annotation, biological process: spliceosomal complex disassembly.
CUCAUAUUAAAUUUUUUAAAUUUUGUAGAUGUGCAUGAUAAAGAUGAGACAAUGUAGCAAGCAAUUUACUGUGGCAUUGUAUCUUACUCUGGUUUUCCGCAAUUAACCUGUAUCAGUAGGUUUUCAUAGGUGCAGUGAAAAUGUCCUCCGACGAAAUGGAGUCGUUUGGCGUAAGCCAGGAGGAUUUGGAGGAUAUAAAUGACCAAAUGUCUGCUUAUGGUCGAAAGGGUCGUUUCAGCAAAGAGAAAGCAAUUUAUGGGCUGUGGGCCGACCAUGACUCGGACGAAGAUCAUGGAUCGUCACGUAGACGUGGUGGCAAAGCGGACUACUCGAGACCCCUGAAUUUUAUCAGUGGUGGUGUCAAGGGAGGUCAGAAGGAAGGUGACGCUGGCAGUGAUAGUGAUCCUGAGCGAAUGGACGAGCAGUUGCUCCAGAGCAUGGAGAUAGCAGAGAGUGAAAAGGCUGCGCAAGCAGACGAUGCCAGCGCAUCUGGUCUCCCCAAGGCGUUUGUAUCUUCCUCUCAGCAGAAAGCCAAGACUUUGGAAACGAUACAAGGAAGCCGUGGCAACAAGUCCAGCAGCAACAGUCGAUUAGGUAUGAAACCUAUGGGGAAGCAUGACAAGGCGUUUGGAUCAUGGGAAAAGCACACGAAAGGCAUUGGCCUCAAACUGCUCCAGAAGUUUGGCUACGAGGCUGGUACCGGUCUGGGCCGAGGUGGUGAAGGUAUCAAUCAGCCCAUAGAGGUGAAGGUGCGAGGUGGACGUGGAGCUUUGGCCUACUAUGGUACCGAGCGCACCAAGCAGGUCAUGGUUGACAGCGAGGAUGAGAAAGAAGAGCGCGUCAAGGAGGAACUGCGGAAGAUGAAGAGAACCGAGGGUGAAGGAAAGCAACGGAAAACAACAUAUGUUUAUCGAACAGCGGAUGAAGUCCGCGCAUCUGGUGUGAAACAGACUGGCAAGAGAGUGCCAGCGGCCAAGAAAACUGAUGAGGCUGUGAAGGUUGUGGAUAUGACUGGGCCUGAAGAGAGGGUCUACCACGGAUACGAUUCCAUCCAUUCCAAACAUAGCCAUCCAGAUGGACAGCCAAUGCUCACCGAGAGUGUAGGGUUCUUGCCCGAGUUGCUGCACAAUGUUCAGCUCCUUGCAGACCAGGCCGAGAGUGAAAUAUUGCACAUCGAUAGACAGCUGCAGCACGAGCAGAACAGGAUAAUCAAUCUGCGCCACGAGCGCGAGAUGCUGAGCAAGACCUUGCAGAAGGAGCGGCAGGAGCUUGACCGCGUCUCUGAGGUGAAAGACGUGUUGACGCAGCUGACUGAGCGCUCACAGCCGAACAGCAACGACCCUCUGUCACUGAGCGAGUGUGCAUCCACGUUCAGCCGCCUGCAGUCCCAUUUCGAACACGAGUACAUCUCAUAUGGCCUGAGUCGUCUUGCCGUGCCCGUCGUCUUCCCCUUGAUCAAGAAGAAUCUCACUGGCUGGGAACCGUUUGGCUCGCUCGACGUGGAUCACUUGGAGUUGUUCACGCAGUGGAAAUCUCUGUUGAAUGAUUCAUCGUCCAGUCAAUCUAAUGUCGUGCCGUCAGAGGACAGCAUGCCAGUCUUCGACAGGCUCCUAUGGGAGGUAUGGAUGCCUGUGUUUCGAAGUGCCAUGACCAAGUGGUCGCCACGGGCACCUCAUCACCUAAUUGCAUUCUUGGAGCAGUGGACGCCUGUGCUGCCGGGCUGGAUAAAUUCUCAUCUCCUCGACACGUGGGUCUUUCCCAGACUGCAGGCUGAAGUGGAGAAAUGGAGCCCAACAACUGAUGCGCAGCCCAUUGACUCGUGGAUACACCCUUGGUUGGAGCUCAUGGGCCAUCGGCUGGAACCUCUGUAUGCCCCUGUUCGUCACACGCUGGCAGCUGCAUUGUCAAAGUGGGAUCCGAGUGACGCGUCGGCCAAGGCUAUCCUUAUGCCAUGGGUUGGGGUCUUCUCUCAAGGCAGCAUGGACGCGUUCAUCAUCCGCUGUAUCGUACCGAAGCUUGCCACGUGCCUGCAGACGCGCCUGGUGAUCAAUCCAGCACAUCAAGACAUGGAGGCUUUCCGCUGGGUGAUGGCUUGGCGAUCCAUAGUACCGCUGAAUCACUUUGCAGACAUGAUGGACAAGUUCUUCUUCCAACGCUGGAUGUCAGUGCUGACACAGUGGUUGCAGCCAGCAAGCAAUCCCAACUAUGAAGAAGUCAUACAGUGGUUUUCCGGUUGGAAGGAGCAGUUUGAUCAGGAGUUGCAGAAUCACCCGCAGAUUGCACGUCACUUCAAUCACGCCGUGGAAGUCAUGCACCACAUGGUCUCACACCCAGCUGGUGGCCAACAGCCAGCCAGUGCUGGCAUGACCUAUGCACAGCAGGCACAUAUGCAGGAUACUGCCGAUGCUUCCGCUUCCCAGUCUUACCAGCGUAUGUCAGCAGCUGCAGCUGCUCCACCAGUUCUGGACUUCAAAGAAGUUGUGCAGCGUAAAAUCCAGGAAAUGGGCUUGUCCUUCCUACCGGAUAGGAUGCACGACAGUCACAUGCUGUACCGUGUUGGUCGUUGCUCCAUUUACUUCAGCCACAAUGUCAUAUUCUGUCGUGUGCCUGGUGGAGGAGCAUUUCAACCUGUGUCCUUAGAUCAACUCCUCUCCAUGGCGGCUUGAAACAAUUGUCAGAUGUGCUGUAUUUUUACUCUUCUCUUUCCGUGUAUUUUAAUUUCAUCGAUUUCCCGUCUCCUUGGUUACUAAUAUCCUAUCUCUGAAUACAUGUACAUUGUACACGUACAGUUUUGUGUUCACACA